Molecule: messenger RNA, 2220 nt
Organism: Microsporum canis CBS 113480
Lineage: Eukaryota; Fungi; Ascomycota; Eurotiomycetes; Onygenales; Arthrodermataceae
Product: threonyl-tRNA synthetase
Exons: 5
Coding region: 1-2220 (739 amino acids)
Biological process (GO): threonyl-tRNA aminoacylation
Cellular component (GO): cytoplasm
Molecular function (GO): ATP binding; threonine-tRNA ligase activity
Source: RefSeq, a predicted model, not a curated record
AUGGACGCCGCCGGCCCCUCGAAAGCUGCCCCGCAGAAAGCAGGCAAGGCGAAGCCAAACCCAGCGGCUGAUACACCACUGCCAGAUUUUAUUAUAGAGCGAAAUGAGUUGUUCGACCAGCUGUUCAAGCAGCAGGUGGAGGAGCUAAAGAACAAGCCUCGAUUUGACAUCACUGUAACUCUGGAAGUGGGGGAUGGCGCACCGUCGACCGUUAUCGCAAAGGCAUGGCAGUCUACUCCUGGCUCGUUCUUGAAGGAUAUACCAAAGGAAAUAAGCUCCAGUGUGGUUAUUGCUAAGCUGGACGGAAAGGAGCUCUGGGACUUGGAUCGCCCUCUCGAGAGGGACUGUCGUAUCCGCUUCCUGCCCUUUGACUCAGCCGAGGGCAGAGAGGUGUUCUGGCAUUCUAGUGCCCAUGCACUUGGUGAAGCUUGCGAGUGUCAAUAUGGAUGUCUUCUCUCGCAUGGCCCUCCAACUGCCCAUGGUUUCUUCUACGAUAUGGCUAUCCCCAAUGGUGGUGUUGUUACUCAGGGAGAUUGGCCGUCAUUGGAUUCCAAAACUACUAGGAUUUUCAAAGAAAAACAGUCCUUCGAUAGGCUGGAGGUUUCCAAAGAGAAUCUGAAGAAAAUGUUUGGAUAUAGUAAAUAUAAACUGCACUAUAUCGACAACCUUAUCGAGGGAGAGAGCAGUACUGUCUAUCGAUGUGGAACCCUCGUGGACUUGUGCCGUGGACCUCAUAUCCAGAACACAGGCAAAAUCAAGGCUAUGAAGAUCAUGCAGAACUCUUCCGCAUAUUUCCUUGGUGAUCAAACCAACGAUGCUCUGCAGAGAAUACGUGGUGUGGCCUUCCCCGACAAGAAGUUGCUACAAGAGCACCUCAAAUUCAUGGAAGAAGCAGAAAAGCGCAAUCACCAGAAGAUCGGCAAGGAGCAAGAGCUCUUCUUCUUUGAUGAGGUUUCUCCGGGAUGCCCCUUUUUACUCCCCAACGGAACCAAGAUUUUCAAUGCCCUACAGAAGUUGCUCCGGACAGAGUACCGAAAGAGAGGCUACCAGGAAGUCCAGUCCCCAAACAUGUACGAUGUCGGUAUAUGGCGUCAGUCGGGCCACUGGGCUCACUACAAAGAUGACAUGUUUAAGCUUGAUGUGGAAAAGCGGGACUGGGCGCUGAAGCCAAUGAACUGUCCUGGCCACUGUAUUAUGUUUGGUCACAGGGAGCGAAGUUACAGAGAACUGCCUUUGCGAAUGGCAGAUUUCGGUGUACUUCAUAGAAAUGAGGCAUCCGGUGCUCUACAUGGACUGACUAGAGUUCGGAAGUUCCAACAGGACGAUACACAUAUUUUCUGCACCGACAACCAGAUCAUGGAAGAGAUCGAAGGCCUCUUUGAUUUCCUUCGUGCUAUCUAUGGGCUGUUUGGAUUUAGCUUUAAACUGAAGCUCUCUACCCGGCCGGAGAAGUAUCUUGGAAAGUUGGAGACCUGGGACUAUGCAGAGGCUCAAUUGCGAGAGGCUCUCACCAAAUUUAAGGGCGCAGACUGGGAUAUCGAUGAAGGUGAUGGUGCUUUCUACGGCCCAAAGAUCGACAUUACGAUCUCUGACGCCCUUAAGCGAGAACAUCAGUGUGCCACAAUUCAACUCGACUACCAACUACCCCUGAACUUUAAACUCGAAUACAUGACAGGAGAGACCGUUCCUAAAUCCGCUGCUCCGGCUGACCCCCAGGCCGAAGCUAAACCUGAAGAUGACUCAAAGCGGGCUCAAGCACCAACUGCAGACCCUGCCGCGCCUGGCCCCGGCAGAGCUCGACCAGUCGUGAUUCACAGGGCUAUCAUCGGCAGUUUCGAACGCUUCUUUGGUAUUCUGAUUGAACACUUUGGCGGCAAGUGGCCGUUCUGGCUCAGCCCCAGACAAAUCUUGAUUGUUCCGGUCAUGGCCAGUGCCAAUGACUACGUUGAAGAGCUCCAGGAGAUCCUUAGAGGCGAUAAACUGAACGUGGACAUUGAUCUAAGUGGCCACACAAUGCAAAAGAAGAUUCGAAACGGUCAAUUGGCCCAAUACAACUUCAUCUUUGUGGUCGGUGCCCAAGAGAAAGAGUCUCGUUCAGUUAACAUUCGUAACCGUGAUGACCCCAGCUCACAGACUAAGGGAAGCCUUGUGCCACUUGAGGAAGCUAGAGCUAAACUGCGCGCUCUCCGAAAGGAACGCCGCUUAGAGAAUUCUCUCUAA